UAUUGGGUCGGUUUACGAUCCACUAUAAAACAAAUAUAUUAAAAAUUUCACAACCAUCCUAGCAUGUGAAAUUGAUGGUGGUUCAAUUAAAUUUAAGAACAGGAUUUUAUAAACACCAAUUUCGGUGUAAUGAUUUUAAAUUGUACUUUCUGUUUUAUAUUAUUUUUUGGUAUUAAUGGAGGUUACGGUUUUGAGAAUACACAGUUUACAUCUAAGUCUGAUGAACAUGACGAUGACAAGGCAGAAGAACUUGCAAAAGGUAAAGAACAUAUUGGAAAGAAAGAGGAAGUGAUGCAUCCGGCCCAGGUCGACUGGCCGCAGGGGAUCGUGCCUUACUACGUAGAUCCAAAGUCUUAUGAUGACGUAAUCACAACCCGAAUCCGCAUGGCUAUGAAUACUAUCGAGAGUCUCUCCUGCAUCAUGUUUAAGGAGAUACCGAUGAUGCCCCCAGAGUUCGCUGGAUUCAAGUGGCUGUAUAUUACCAAUCCUGAAAGCGAGAGAGAUUGUAGGCACACAACCUUCGUGGGAUCAAAAGGAAACGUGCUGCUAAUCCUGGGCUACGAUUGUUUGAAGCGACGCGACAUCAUCCACGCCUUGUUCCACGUCCUCGGCUUUAACGACGAGGUCACUCAUCCACAGCGAGACAUGUACGUUAGGAUUCUGUGGCAGAACAUACAGCCAAGAUACCGCCCCCUAUUUCGAAUCAGUACAGACGAGCAGCCCCAUAAAAUGAUGGUGGAGUACGACACGCUGAGCAUCAUGCAUUUCCAUGACAGAGCUUACAGCAGCAAUGGAGGAGCUACCAUAGCGCCUUUGAUAUCCGGCUUACUAAUAAGCCCUGCUGAGAAGUUGUCCCAACUGGAUAUCAUGAAGCUUCGUCUAGCCUUCGGUCACGAAUGCAACAGACGUAAAGUCGGAAACCUUGUCAAAACUUGUGAGAAUGUUCUACAGAAUUCUGACAACGAAAAACCAUAUCUUCCUCUAAAUAAUAAUAACCAAGAGGAACAAGAGGAAGAAGAACAGGACGAUCACGAAGAAAAUGGAGACGUUGGACAUUCUUUAGAAUCCAAAUUAAGUCAACCGAUGCUCAUUAAACCGAAACAUAAGAUAGGACACAAACCACAUAAGUUCAAGAAUGAAAUGGAAAGGAGAAACAUUACUUUAUUCAAAGAACGGCCAUUGACAAACCGAAAUUUUACGGCAUUAACAUUUCCUGAACCUCGUGUUACUAGGAGCUUACAACCCUGGUAAUUAAAUAAAAUUUAUAAAAGUA
Trichoplusia ni (cabbage looper) is the source of this 1273-nucleotide messenger RNA. RefSeq names its product low choriolytic enzyme-like. The coding region runs from base 130 to 1251 and encodes 373 amino acids. The transcript has 6 exons. Gene Ontology annotation, biological process: proteolysis. Gene Ontology annotation, molecular function: zinc ion binding; metalloendopeptidase activity. Lineage: Eukaryota; Metazoa; Arthropoda; Insecta; Lepidoptera; Noctuidae. The record is from RefSeq and is a predicted model, not a curated record.